AUGGCAGCAGCGGCAAAGGAAGGAGGCAUUGUGAAGAAAGGGCACGAAGAGGGGAUGAAAAUGGCGACAUCUCUGCUCCAAGAAUUCGAGCUCCCCAUGGGACUUCUCCCUCUGGCCGACGUGGUCGAAGUAGGGUACGUGAAGGAGACAGGGUACAUGUGGAUUGUGCAGAAGAAGAAGGUGGAGCACGAGUUCAAGCUUAUAAGCAAGCUGGUGAGCUAUGACACUGAGAUCACCGGCCGGAUUGAGAAGAAGAGGAUCAAGAAGCUCAAGGGAGUCAAGGCUAAGGAGCUCAUGCUGUGGCCUCCGGUCAGUGAAAUCACGGUUGAUGAUCCGCCCACGGGAAAGAUCCACUUCAAGAGUCUCGCCGGAAUCACCAAGACUUUCCCGGUUGAGGCGUUCGCCGCCGGCCAGUAA
Molecule: messenger RNA, 417 nt
Organism: Corylus avellana
Lineage: Eukaryota; Viridiplantae; Streptophyta; Magnoliopsida; Fagales; Betulaceae
Source: RefSeq, a predicted model, not a curated record